UGCACAACCGUCAGCAGAUCAAAACUGCGGUUGAAACCGCCAACUGUAUCGCGAAGAAGGAACCGGUAGUCGUUCGUUCUCUUAUUAUUUUCCUCGAAUUAUUCGCUCCGAGCUGGUCUUUAAACUAAAGAAACGGGUACCAGAGGAGAGCAACACGAUGACCAAGCUCGCGGCCGUCUUUGUGGUUGCCUCUUUGCUCAAUUUGGCUUCAGCAGGACAUCAUGGUGGACACGAUCACGUGGUGAUCCACGUGCCCUACAAGAUCAAGACCAUCCAUCACACGCACACAAUCACCAAGCACAUCCAUCACGGUGGCGGAGGUGGUGACAAAUACGAGGUGCUAGGGUACACGGUCGGUCAC
Molecule: messenger RNA, 361 nt
Organism: Apis dorsata (giant honeybee)
Lineage: Eukaryota; Metazoa; Arthropoda; Insecta; Hymenoptera; Apidae
Exons: 3
Source: RefSeq, a predicted model, not a curated record